Messenger RNA from Alligator mississippiensis (American alligator), 649 nucleotides. Its product is annotated as T-cell differentiation antigen CD6-like. Lineage: Eukaryota; Metazoa; Chordata; Crocodylia; Alligatoridae. The transcript has 5 exons. The record is from RefSeq and is a predicted model, not a curated record. The coding region runs from base 158 to 649 and encodes 163 amino acids.
CCUUGCAGAUACAGAACUUGUCCAUCCCCACCUCACCUCAAUGAGGAAGGGCUGACCUGAGUAUCUCACUCAAGGGUCAGCCUUUCUUCUCACCUCUCUCCGCCCAGCCCAGCUAACCAAUGCUUCUCCUGCUCCCUGUGGUGGAUUUUUAGGCUCCAUGGGCUUGCUGGACCCAUUUCAGCCAGAAACAAUGAUACCAGGUGGCCCCCGGCUCCCAGGAACCACAACAGGAUAUCUGAACUUGGAAGCCAAGUUGCCUUCUCACUGGACCCUCCUCAUCAUCAUCAUCAUCCUGGGGCUAAUCCUCCUCAUCACCAUGCUGGCUUUCACUGCUGCCCUCCUGAGGAUGAGGAAGAAACACGCUCAUGCCGUGACCUCUUCCCUGGGAGGGGGCCCAGUCCUGAUGAACCACAGCACUCAGAGCCAGGACAUGCCUGCUGGGGCUUCCAAUGACUAUAGGAAAAUCCCCACCAAUGUCUCCAGAGUACAAGAGAUGCCAGCCGUGCCCAUCCCCAACGCUGAGGACUCCGAUUCUGAUUACGAACACUAUGAUUUCAGCAGCAAGCCGCCCAUGGCACUCUCCACCUUCUACAGUGAGCAACCCCCCAGCCCUUCCCUGGUUCUCACACUGCACCUCCUACCAUGGUAA